AUGGCUUUCCCACUUCAAAAUACCACACCAAUUUCAAGGAAGAUGUUUCUGAGCUGUUCAAAAGUGGCCAAGCCCACUUUGCUUACUGGCAAGGCCUUGGUAGAAAGGAUCUGCAUCCAGUUGGGGCUGAGAAAGCUUACCCUUCUUCUCAGCUCAUUCCCUGUGAAGGCUGAGGCUAGUCCCCUCAGCGACUUUGAGGAGUUAGCAGCUGGGGAGAAGAGAAUAGCACCAAAUCUUUGCAAGCAAAGCAGGAAGAUUUGGCAAUCUGUUAGGGACUUCAGAGACCCUGAUGGGUACCUCAGCCAUGUCAAAAGCCAUUUUUUCAGCCAUGCUGUUCAUCUUCCCUCUGACACACAGUACCAUAAGGAUCAAGAAUCUUGUUGGUCUUGCUUUGAUGCCAUUGCUGUGUUUGGCAAAUAUGAGGGUGGAGAGCUUCAUUUUCCUGAGCUGGGUUAUUUCUUUCCCUCUCAUCCCAGUGACCUCUUCUUUAUCAGAGGGGCCACCUUUGAACAUGAUGCUGGGGGUUGGGAAGGUGAUGGUAGGAUGGUAUUUGCAAUGUUCUCUGACAAAGGUGUCUUCUAUCAAGACUGUGAGACUCAUCCUCAAGAUCUGGAGCCCAUAUAUGGCAAAGCCCAUUCUUCAUUCCAGGCUACACAUUGCCCCUCAUCCUCACCCAUUUCUACUUCCACAGCUUCUGGCAGCCAACCAAUAUCUAAUGACCAGAGGAAGGGGAAGACAGGAAGCAGCAGGGCAGCAAUGCAGAGGUUGAAGAGGGAGCACUCUGUCGAUGGUAGCAUGGACCAGGAAACACAGUUUGCUGCAAAAUGCAGAUGCAAACUGUAA
Messenger RNA from Cantharellus anzutake, 843 nucleotides. RefSeq lists its product as uncharacterized. The transcript is spliced from 4 exons. NCBI's taxonomy places the organism in Eukaryota, Fungi, Basidiomycota, Agaricomycetes, Cantharellales, Hydnaceae. The record is from RefSeq and is a predicted model, not a curated record. Bases 1 to 843 code for a protein of 280 amino acids.